Messenger RNA from Fimicolochytrium jonesii, 582 nucleotides. RefSeq lists its product as uncharacterized. Bases 28 to 486 code for a protein of 152 amino acids. NCBI's taxonomy places the organism in Eukaryota, Fungi, Chytridiomycota, Chytridiomycetes, Spizellomycetales, Powellomycetaceae. The record is from RefSeq and is a predicted model, not a curated record. The transcript has 2 exons.
AAGUCUGAGACCAAGCUCAUCAAGAACAUGCAACGCCUGUAUGGAAAGCAUUUUGCGGUCAUCUUGGGUGAUUGGAGCGACGCCGGAAAAACCAUCCGCUUUCAGGAGUCAUCAAAGACCAAGGGAUUCCGCACACUCUUUGCAAGAAACAGCAUCCCAUGCUACUUGCUAGAUGAGUAUCAAACGUCUUCCGUGUGCCCAGACUGCCACGGGCGUGUGAUGAAAAACAUCCGACGCCGGCUGUCACCUCGGCCGUGGCAAGCUCGAAAGGGAAGAAUGGAAUUCGUCCAUGGAUUGGUGGGUUGCCCCAACCCCGAAUGUAUCAACCAAGACUGGACGCCAUUUGAGAUUCCUGGAAGACGACCACUCCGGAUGAGAGUGCACAAUCGGGACGUCCUAAGCACCAAGAAUUUCCUCUCGAUUGUGCGUUCGGCAGUGUUUGGCAAUGGCCGCAGACCAGACGCAUUCUCCCGUAACCGUAGGUAGUCUAGAAUCCUCACCCCAUCCCAUUUUCCCAGGUGGUUAUCUGCCAUCCACAUCAUUGUACCUCUGCCUGAGGCGUCGCCGAUGAUGGCAACUUGU